Xyrauchen texanus (razorback sucker) is the source of this 5872-nucleotide messenger RNA. RefSeq names its product glutamate decarboxylase 1-like. The record is from RefSeq and is a predicted model, not a curated record. Gene Ontology annotation, molecular function: pyridoxal phosphate binding; carboxy-lyase activity. Gene Ontology annotation, cellular component: cytoplasm. The transcript has 15 exons. Gene Ontology annotation, biological process: carboxylic acid metabolic process. The coding region runs from base 140 to 1756 and encodes 538 amino acids. NCBI's taxonomy places the organism in Eukaryota, Metazoa, Chordata, Actinopteri, Cypriniformes, Catostomidae.
UCCACGCCUAGUUUGACUGAAGGUUGGGUGCAUUUUAGCCCUGGGGGUGGUUGGAACUUGUAAAACUCUCAGCCAUUUGGCAAGGAGUCUAGUUACUAACAAUCUACAUCAGUGGAUAACUUGAUGAACAGGAAACACUAUGGAGAUCAAACAAGGUGAUGAGCAGCAUUUAGGCAAGAGUAAACAGGACAGAAGUUCUAUAGGAAACACUGAUGACGGCCUGAAAUAUGAUAGUGGAGGCGUAGCCUAUAACUUCAGCUGCAUCCACAGCAAAGAUCUGCUGCCAGCUGAGGAUGGAGAGGAGGCAACUAAGCAUUUCCUGCAGGAGUUGGUAAACAUUUUGCUGGCCUAUGUCAGUAAAUCCCUGAAACGCAGCUCCAAAGUUCUGGACUUCCAUUAUCCUCACCAGCUUAAAGAAGGUCUGGAGGGAUUCAGCCUGGAGCUCCCUGACCAGCCAGAUAAUCUUGAGCAAAUACUGGUGGAUUGCAGAGACACACUGAAAUAUGGAGUUAAAACAGGUCAUCCUAGGUUUUUCAACCAGCUGUCAACUGGACUUGACAUCAUUGGUCUGGCCGGAGAAUGGUUGACGUCCACAGCAAACACAAACAUGUUUACUUAUGAAAUAUCCCCAGUCUUUAUACUAAUGGAGGAGGUAAUUCUGAGAAAAAUGCACACAAUUAUUGGAUGGCCUGAAGAGGAGGGAGAUGGCAUCUUUUGUCCAGGAGGUACCAUGUCCAAUCUGUACAGUGUGUUGUUGGCUCGGUUCCAUUUCUUCCCGGCGGUGAAGACCCAAGGGAUGUGCGCCAUUCCUCGCCUGGCACUGUUCACCUCUGCACACAGUCAUUAUUCAAUCAAGAAGUCUGCAGCAGUGCUCGGAAUUGGCUCUGAAAACGUCAUUGUCGUCAAAUGUGAUGAAAUGGGGAAAAUGAUCUCAUCAGAACUGAACUUCAGCAUUGAUGCAGCAAUGUCAAAGGGUCUGGUCCCAUUCUAUGUCAAUGCAACUGCAGGAACCACAGUCUAUGGAGCUUUUGAUCCUCUAAAUGAAAUUGCAGACAUAUGUGAACACCAUGGCCUAUGGAUGCAUGUGGAUGCUGCAUGGGGUGGUGGUUUGCUCUUGUCCAACAAGCACCACGUGAAACUGCAAGGAAUUGAAAGGGCUGAUUCUGUUACCUGGAACCCCCACAAAAUGAUGGGUGUCCCGUUGCAGUGCUCAGCCUUUCUGGUGAAGAGGAAGGGCCUCCUGCUGGAGUGCAAUCAAUUGUGUGCCGAGUAUCUCUUCCAAACUGACAAGCAGUAUGAUGUGUCCUAUGACACCGGAGACAAAAGCAUUCAGUGUGGAAGGCAUGUGGACGUCUUCAAACUGUGGCUCAUGUGGAAGGCAAAGGGCUCAGAGGGUUUUGAAAAACAGGUCAACCACUGCCUUGAAAAUGCAGAGUAUCUUUACUACAAGCUGAAGUGGAGGACAGAUUUUAAACUGGUCUUUAAAGAAAAACCCGAACACAGCAAUGUCUGCUUUUGGUAUCUCCCAAAACGAGUGCAAAACAUUCCUCCUGGCCCAGAGCGAGACAGAGAACUCAAUAUGGUGGCUCCAAAAAUCAAGGCAAAGAUGAUGGAGGAAGGAUUUGCAAUGAUCAGCUACCAACCUCUCGAAGAUAAAGUGAAUUUCUUCCGUUGUGUUUUCUCCAACCCAGCUACCCAGAGGGAGGAUGUAGACUUCAUAUUAGAUGAAAUUGCUCGUCUGGGCUGUGAACUCUAAAUCUGCCAGAGAACCAUUUCACUCCUGUGUGUGGAUAAUAUGCAGGAUAAAUAAACUCAGCAAAAAAAAGAAACGUCCUCUCACUUUUAACUGCUUUUAAUUUCAGCAAAAUUGUGUAAAUAUUUGUAUUCGCAUAAAAAGAUUCAACAACUGAGACGUAAACUAAACAAGUAUCACAGACAUGUGACUAACAGAAAUGGAAUAAUGUGUCCCUGAACAAAGGGGGGAUACUUCAAAAUAACAGUCAGUAUCUGGUGCGGCCACCAGCUGCAUUAAGUACUGCAGUGCAUCUCCUCCUCAUGGACUGUACCAGAUUUGCCAGUUCUUGCUGUGAGACGUUUCCCCACUCUUCCACCAAUUUACUUGCGGCUGUAGCUCAGGUGGUAGAGUGGGUUGGCCACCAAUUGCAGGGUUGGUGGUUCGAUUCCUGGCCCACACGACUCCACAUGCCGAAGUGUCCUUGGGCAAGACAUUGAACCCCAAGUUGCUCCCAAUGGCAGGCUAGUGCUUUACAUGGCAGCUCUGCUGUCAUUGGUGUGAGAGAAUGGGUGAAAGAGUCACAGUGUAAAGCACUUUGAAUACCGUUAAGGUUAAAAAGGCGCUAUAUAAGUGCAGACCAUUUACUUGCAAGUUCCUGGGGGGGGAUGGCCCUAGCCCUCACCCUCCGAUCCAAAAGGUCCCAGAUAUGCUCAAUGGGAUUGAGAUCCAGGCUCUUUGCUGGCCAUGUCAAGUGUCACUGACAUUCCUGCCUUACAUGAAAUUACACACAGAACUAGCAAUAUGUCUGGUGGCAUUGUCAUGCUGGAGGGUCAUGUCAGGAUGAGCCUGCAGGAAGGGUACCACAAGAGGGAGGAGGCUGUCUUCCCUGUAACGCACAACAUUGAGAUUGCCUGCAGUGACAACAAGCUCAGUCCCAUGAUGACCCUCCACCUCCAAAUCGAUCCCCCUCAAGAGAACAGGGUGUAAUGCUCAUUCCUUUGAUGAUUAAUGCAUCCGAUCAUCACCCCUGGUGAGACAAAACCAUGACUCCUCAAUUAAUAGCACUUUUUGCCAGUCCUGUCUUGUCCAGCGAAGGUGGGUUUGUCCCCAUAUGCGACGUUGUUGCCGGUGAUGUCUGGUAAGGACCUGCCUUACAACAGGCCUACAAGCCCUCAGUCCAGCCUCUCUCAGCCAAUUGGGGACAGUCUGAGCACUGAUGGAGGGAUUGUGCAUUCUUGGUGUAAUUUGGCAAGAUGUUGUUGCCAUCCUGUACCUAUCCCGCAGGUGUGAUAUUCAGAUGUACCGAUCCUGUGCAGGUGUUGUUACACCUGCCACUGCGAGGAUGAUCAACUGUCCUUCCUGUCUCCCUGUAGCGCUGUCUUAGGCGUCUCACAGUACAGACAUUGCAAUUUCCCUGGCCACAUUUGCAGUCCUCAUGCCUCCAUGCAGCAUGCCUAAGGCACGUUCACUCAGAUGAGCAGGGACCCUGGGCAUCUAUCUAUUGGCGUUUUUCCAGUCAGUAGAAAGGUCUCAUUUGUGUCCUAUAUUAUAUAUAUAUAUAUAUUAUGUUAUAAAAACCUAUACGUUUUUAUAACUGUGACCUUAAUUGCCUACCGUCUGUAAGCAGUUAGUGUCUUAACGGCCGUUCCACAGAUGCAUGUUCAUUUAUAUAUAUUUACAAAAUUAUCUUUAAAAUACAGUGUCCUGAAAAAGGGCCAUCUUUUUUGCUGAGUUUAUUUAAUGUAAUGGCUUUUAUUUAAUCUAAUGUAAUCUAAUGUAAUGUAAUGGCUUUUAUUUUAUUUAAUGUAUUACAAUUUAAUUGUAAUGGGUUCUUUCUGUAUGUCUCUAAUAGCAGUUGACAUUAUACUGUAUGUUCUGUGAGAAGAAGAAUUUUUAUUAAAUUCUUUUAUUUUUAGUACUAUUUGUAUAUAAGGAAGGAAUUAUUGAUAGUUUAUUAUUUGUGGAUGUAAACACUUUGUGGCACAAAAUCAUCCUCACUACCACUGAUCUUGUAGCUCAUGACAGAUAAACCUGUGAGUUAAUACAUAAAUUACAUUUGAAAAGCAGAGUUGAUGUACUCCGUGUAUUCUUGAAGUGGAAGCUUGAAUUAUGGAAGGACUUAAAUGGUGUGAGAUAACUCAAUAAUGUUGCAGUCUACUAGUGCCUUCUGCUGGAGAGUUGUUCUAAUGGCAGGUGCUACAUUGUUCAAGUGUCUAAGUAAUUAUUUUCCAUCAAUUUGAGACAGUACUGAAACAGGAGAGCAGUAAUAUAUUUAAGCAUAAGUGUAGUAUAUUCUAAUGGAAUAUAAACAAUAAAUGUUAACUUAAACAUCAAUUCUGAUUUAAUUUAAUAUAUUUCAAUCAAUGUGCUUAAAUCAAAUAGCAUUUUUUUUCUGCUUUUGAAUUUUUUCAGCUUUUUGGUUCUUCACGCUUGCCUGUUUGUCCUUGAUGAAAGGAAUUUCAUGAGAAAGUGACUAUUUAUUUAUUUGAAUACCACCUACUGUGCUAACCCCAUUACCACAGUAAUAAAAUUAUAUAGCAUGAAGGUCCCUCAGAAAAUUGGUUUCUUACCAAAGAACAACCAGUAAUUUAUUCAUCCAUUAAUACACAAAAGACAUUUUAGAUGGAGAAACAUUCACCCAUUUUUACCUAUAGCUCCUUUUAUUGAUGGUAAUAUUUAUCCAUUUAUUUAUCAAAUCUAACUUUCAAAAGCAGAUGAAAACAUCCUUGUGCAGAUGACAUGGUUUGUGACUGUGUGACUGUGAAGAUGGAUUGUGUCAGUGUUGUGUGUUAAUGGCCUGUUAAAGCUCCCUUUGGAUAGGUGAUUUACUAAAGUUACAGAAAAGAACUCGAGUUCCAGCAUUUAGACAACACAAUCAAUCACGUACAGUGUGGCCUGACACUCUUGCAUAAUUUCAGCAAACGUAUGCCAUUUUCUGUAGCAUGUUGACAGAUGCAGGCUGAGGUAAAUGAGGUGUGCUCUUCUGGCAUUUUUCUGUGAGUGGAUGGAGCUCUAAAUAUGCAUACUAUAUGUUUGAAUAUUUGAGAGCUUAAUGAUUGUCAUAUUUCUUAAAGGUAUAAUUCACCCCAAAAUUAAAAUUCUGUCCUUCUUUACUCGCCAUCAAACAAGGUUAUUAUAGCUUUAGGUUUUCAUUUAGUUUUCAUUUUUAUUUAGUUUUCAAUUUCAAAUUAUUAUUUAGUUUAUUUUCAGUUAUUUUACCAAGGACUUACAAUUGCUGAGAUUCACUCACCGACCACUUUAUUAGGAACACCUGUAAACCUACUUUUUCAUGCGAUUAUUCUAUCAGCCAAUGGUGUUGCAGCAGUGAAAUGCAUAAAAUCAUGCAGAUAUGGGUCUGGAUCAGAAUGGGUAAAAAUUUGAUCUCAGUGAUUUCAACUGUGCCAUGAUUGUUGGUGCCAGAUGUGCUAGUUUGAGCAUUUCUGUAGCUGUUGGUCUGGGAAAAAAAUCCAUUUGGACCUUUAAUUUGUCUGAAAAACUCAUCUUAGGUAAUAUAGAUCAAGAAUGUAUAACCCAAAUUAGAUUAAUUUAUUUUUAUGAAACUGAACACAUUUUAAAUUUGCCUAGUGCUGAAAAUUAUAUGUGCAGAACAUCAGCAACACAAACACUGUUUAUAUAGUGAGAGCAAUCUGUUAUUGAUCUGCAGUCAAACAACUUGUUGAUAACAUCAUUAAUAAUGUCUGUGGCACAAUGAUGUGAUGUGAUAAAGGUUUGUCAAUUAAAUGUCCUGGUGGCUGUGUGACCUCAUCUUUAACUUUAUCCAAAAUAAAUAGUUUUAAGGAGGCAGUGUAUUUGUUCAGAAUGGAAUAUUUGCUUCUUAGAUUACUGGAAAUAUAUAAAUGCAUGUAAAGCAUUGGUAUUAUUCCACAAUACACGUUUUAAACAAUAGUUUUCUUGAUUUUUGUCAUGAACAAGUAUAUGGAUAUUGAAUACAGUAUUCCACACAUUAAACUCUGUCAUAUCCUCCUGAGACCUGAGUGUGACUGAUUUGUGCAUUUUUCCAUUUCCCUUUUUGAUUUGUAACUAGUAGCAAAUUGAUGUCCACAUUUUUGGACGGCAGGAAAGCAGUAAGUUCUAACAUUUUAAAUAAUACUAAAGAAAGCUUUUUUUUUUUUUUUU